This is a messenger RNA of Mugil cephalus (flathead mullet), 4250 nucleotides long. Its product is annotated as sodium- and chloride-dependent GABA transporter 2-like. Bases 85 to 2043 code for a protein of 652 amino acids. Lineage: Eukaryota; Metazoa; Chordata; Actinopteri; Mugiliformes; Mugilidae. The record is from RefSeq and is a predicted model, not a curated record. Gene Ontology annotation, biological process: sodium ion transmembrane transport. Gene Ontology annotation, cellular component: membrane. The transcript is spliced from 15 exons.
UAACAUCCAUUCGCCAGACUCGACCCCAUACAUAGUGCCUGAAUAAAUUUGGGUAGAGGAGCUGUGGCCGGUAAGCAGCUCCCAAUGCCUGGAUUAAACCAUUUGCCUUCCCACACGGAGGGGUGGUCGCCGUGUACAGAACUACAGGAAACGCAGAGGGGUGUGUGCGUACCCAUGCCAGAGACAGCCAUGGCCGACCAACCGCCUCAACACCAGGCUGACCCGCUGCUGACCAAGUUCCACCAAGGGAGCCUCCCCGCCCGGAAGGUGGCCACCAAGGACGGGCUGCACGCCAGGGGGCAGUGGGCCAGCAAGGCCGAGUUCCUCCUGGCCGUGGCCGGACAGAUCAUCGGCUUGGGAAACGUCUGGAGGUUCCCUUACCUCUGCUACAAAAACGGAGGAGGUGUGUUCUUCGUCCCCUACCUGCUGUUCCUGGUGUUAUGUGGCAUCCCCCUCUUCCUCCUGGAGACCUCGCUGGGACAGUACACCAGCCUGGGAGGGGUCAGCGCCUGGAGGACAAUCUGCCCACUGUUCGGAGGUCUGGGCUACGCGAGUCAGGUGAUGAUCCUGCACGGCUGCGUGUACUACAUAGUCAUCCUGGCGUGGGCUCUCUUUUACCUGUCCUACAGCUUCCAGGCGGAGCUGCCGUGGUCGCACUGUAACAACACGUGGAACACUGACGCGUGUGUCUUGUUCCACCACCACAACCAGACGACCAACGCGAGCAGCCUGCCCGAGAACGCCACUUCCCCCGUAAUGGAGUUUUGGGAGCGGGAAGUGCUCCGCCUGUCCGACACUUUAGAUGAGCUGGGUCCCAUCAACUGGAAGCUGGCUCUGUGUCUGGCCGUCGUCUGGCUCGUCUGCUACUUCUGCGUCUGGAAGGGAGUCAAGUCGACGGGGAAGGUGGUGUACCUGACGGCCACCUUCCCAUAUGUCAUGCUGUUUGUGCUGCUGGUGCGCGGUGCCACCCUGCCCGGAGCCGUCCAGGGCAUCGUCUACUACCUCAAACCCAACCACACGCGCCUGGCAGACCCACAGGUGUGGAUGGACGCUGGCACCCAGAUAUUUUUCUCUUACGGGAUCUGCCUGGGGAGUCUCACGGCCUUGGGCAGUUACAACAAAUACAACAACGAUUGCUACAAGGAUUCUUUCAUGCUGUGCCUCCUGAACAGUGCCACCAGUUUCCUGGCGGGUUUCGCCAUCUUCUCUGUGCUGGGCUUCAUGGCCGAGGAGCAGGGCGUUGAUAUAUCCACCGUGGCCGAGUCAGGACCGGGCCUCGCCUUCAUCGCCUACCCCAGGGCUGUAUCCAUGAUGCCCCUGCCCCAGCUCUGGUCCGUCUGCUUCUUCCUCAUGAUCAUCAUGCUGGGGCUGGACACUCAGUUUGUGAGCCUGGAGGCCCUGAUGACGUCCGUGGCCGACCUGUACCCUCAAGUGAUCCGGCGGGGCCACCGCAGAGAGCUGCUGCUGCUCCUCGUCUGCAUCGUCUGCUUCCUGGUCGGGCUGGUCAUGGUCACGCCGGGCGGUCUCUAUGUGUUCCAGAUCUAUGAUCACUUCUCCUGCAGUGGAGCCAGCCUCCUGCUUCUCUCCAUCUUCCAGUCUCUGGCCAUCGGCUGGGUUUACGGAGCCAAGCGCUUCAGUGCCAACAUCCAGGAUAUGACCGGCUACAGCCCCCUGCCUGUCUUCCAGCUGUGCUGGAAGUACUUGACCCCCGCUGUGUGCACCGCCACCUUUAUUUUUUCCCUGGUGUGCUGGUCUCCACUGAGCCUUGUGAAAGGACUGGUCGCUCCGGUUUGGGCCACCACUCUUGGCUGGAUUCUUACCCUCUCGUCCGUUUCCCUGCUUCCCAUCUGGGCCAUCUACGCCCUGGUCACCACCCCUGGAACCCUGCCACAGCGUUUCCAGCGUCUGUGCAGCCCCACCAAAACCUCACCGCUGACCUUCGAGCACCUCUCCGCCAAUGGUUCAGCGCUAACCUACAGCCCUGCGCUGCAGCUCGCAGCCAAACAGCCGAUCGUAAGGAGCGUCCGAGACCAGAAGACCUGAUAACGAUUAACAGCAAUGUAACACUGGUUGCCGCUCAGUCAGUCUGUCAGUCGGGGGUGGCGGACAAGAGGGUUGAAGGUCCGGAUUCUCCUUCGUAUAAAUUUAUAGUAAAUAGAUUGUAACCGCUCGACUUAUAUAUCAAACGCGGCCGCGUUCAGCUGACUCUGUAAAGCGCCAUUUUUAGCAUCGCACAGCCCGCUGCACCCAGGUCUGCCAUUUGACCCAAGAUUCAGGGGUUUUUCUUUCACAAAUAUUUAUAUUCAUUUGGUUAUUACAUUACAUUUACUGUCAGCCUGCAAAAUAUAUAUAUAUAUGUAUGUAUACAUAUAUAUAUAUACACAUGUAUGUGUGUGUAUAUAUAUAUAUCAAUCAAUAUCUGUGACGACUCACGCGAUCAUGAAAAACUUCAUUCAAAGAGUCUGACUGAUAUCGCUCAACUGGUGUUAUCGGGCCGAUACUAGCUCAUAACAGCUAUCACUAAAAUUAAUGGUUAAAAAAAUAACAAAAAUUCACAGAGCACAAAUAAAUACAGUUCAUAUAGAAAGUAGCUUAUUUACAUAUUUUUACAUAGCUAUAGUGAUAGAUAUAGAUUGUCAGCCGAUACACUCCUGAAUGAAUGAUACUCGCUAUAAUCAACCCCAGAGAUCUGGUAUCAAUCUAGUUCUACUCAACUCAAAUGAGAAGAGGUUAUCUGUAUCUUUAUAUAUUCCUGGUUAUGACUGGUUAUGGCUCCAGGUAUCCACACAUAAAAGUCGGACUCCUUAUAUCAUGAAACUCAGAUAUCUGACUGGUAAUGUUGACCAUUGCUGCCUGAAUGCGCCGGUUGUUUUGCUUGAGAAGAGCUUCCUAAGAGGGUCCGGACCUGAAUCGGGACACGGUUUAGUUUACCUUUCAGACCAGCUGCCACACCCUGUUCCCCCCCGGCUGCCAGUGUUGGUAUUGCAACGUAGCAUAUACUCCCAAAUCUUAACCGUUUACUUUCAUUACUAUACACCUUUUAGCCUCUUUUUUUUUUGUUGUUUUUUUAUUUUAUUUUUUUUAUUUACUGUCACUGCGCUCGAGGACCAUGUGAUUACAGCCUCUACAGGCUUUCGAUGGCGCAGGAUGCAAACUAAGCACUUAGCCCAUGUUUCCCUUGUUUUCUUGUUUUGCCAGCAGUUCUGUAUCCUCUCUAUGAGAGAUUGAGUGUUCACCGCUCCGUUUAGCUUCUGAUUCUCCACUAAACAUGUCUGUCGAUUUAUUUCGCAUUACGCAUUCAUCAUCUGAAAUGACUCCAUGAGUUAGACGUUUAUACAAAGUGAUAUAUAUCUGUUUUAAUUUUAUUUUAUGCUCUGUUGUUACGUGCUCUGUGUCAUGUCGUGGGGUUGGAAUUAUUCAUAGCACGCCUUACAUCCAGACCAAGUGGAGCAAAAAUGCACUAGUUGCAUUACCAAAUAUACAAUUUUUAAUUUUUUUUCAUUUUACUGACAGACGUCUACACUCAACGGAACGACUGAAACGUGCAGUCUGCUUCUUAACGCAUGCGAUCAUGUCGCGGUUGCAGGUGUAGACACAUUAGGUGGCGUUUUUACAAUAAGUAAGGCAUUAUUUUUUCAUCUUUGCACUGUAAUUCACCAAGCUGGGAGACAUGCAAUCACACAAUCUGAAACAGCAUUUCGUCGCUGUCCGAUUAAAAAAACACAUGUAUACAACAUUUUACCCUAGCAACUGACACAUUCAGUAUCUAUAUGACCGAUGGAACGAUGCUUUAAGACGCAAUCUAUUUAAAAUGUAUCUCCAUUGGAUGUCAGAAAUGUCAGUCAAAAAUUAUGCAUGAAAAAAAGAAAUUUGGAGAUACGUGUUUUUCAUCGGACAGCGACAAUUUAACAAUAUUGCUGCUAAAGAACUAUGACAACAUACACACACAAAUAUAUAUGUAUAAAAAAUAUUUUUCAGUUUAUUUUUGUUUGACAGCUCUGCCACUCUGUUGUGAUUCUCUUUCACUGUAACAUUUAAACGACGUGGUAAUAUGCCGUUGCUCUUAAAGAAAAAGGUUCAGUUUUUAAAAGUGGAAAACUCAGUAGAAUCUGUCUUUUUUUUUCAUUUCACUGAUGCAUAAAGCUUUAAACAAAAGAAUCAAUCAAUGCACAAAGGGUAAUAUGUUUUGAUUAAGCUACGGUGUUGGACUGGAGGACGCUUUAAUAAUUUACAAACUGCUUUCGUUAUGA